GAUCGCGUCAGGCGAAGGGGAAGUCCCGCCCCGAUGCUUCUCCCCUUCUUCCCCCCGUUGCCAGGGGUAGCGGCGCCCCUCCCAUCCGCAAAAAGCGGGAAAUCGCUCCGAGAUGGGGGACGUCCAUGAGGUACCGCGGCGGCGCAUCGCCACCAGUCACCUGGCGCAGAACAUCGGGCAGCCCGUCUGCUUCGUGGGCCGCGUCGAGAAGAUUCAUCCUACUGGGAAGCUUUUCGUGCUUUCGGAUGGAGAAGGAAAACAUACAACUGUGGAGCUGAGCGAACCUCUAGACGAAGAGAUCUCAGGAGUUCUUGAAGUAGUUGGAAGAGUAACAAAUCAGGCAACCAUCAUGUGCAUGUCGUACGUCCAGUUCAGAGAAGACAAAAGUCCAUUUGGUAGAUCUGGAACUCUACAAUGAAGCAAUAAAAAUUAUUCAUGAAUUCCCUGAAUACUUCCCGUUCGGUACUGGGAGAAACAACUGAUUAUUUUUCUUGGCAUGUAUCUAGAGCUUCAGAGGGGACAACAGUACUGUAGCUUUCUUGCCUGACAGCAUGGUAACAGUUGCAUUUAUUUCCAACAAAUACACUGAAAAGAUGCUGUUCCAUGUGCCAUGUAUUGCCAAUGAAGAAUGUUUUCUUUGGAAAUGUAUUUAUUCAGCAAGGAGGAGAGCACUUCUGUGGAUGUCUCACUGUCUGUAUAUAUUUAACCCUUUUGCAUCCAUGAGGAGUGUUCUCCUGCAGGAUUGAACUUGCUAGAAACUGAAGUUUUGUAGGCACCUUUUUGUUGCUGUUGUAGAGGUUCUAGGGUACUUUACAAGAAACUCCUAUCAAAGACAUUUGGUGGGAGUCUAAUGUAAAGUGGUUUUUUUGUUUUUUCAUUUGCUUUGAUAUAAAUUUAUUGAACAUGGGGAGUGUUUUGCAUCUUGAAAAUUGUCUCUUCUCCAAUAAAAAAAAUCAGACUA
Molecule: messenger RNA, 961 nt
Organism: Grus americana (Whooping crane)
Lineage: Eukaryota; Metazoa; Chordata; Aves; Gruiformes; Gruidae
Gene: RPA3
Product: replication protein A3
Exons: 4
Coding region: 113-418 (101 amino acids)
Biological process (GO): nucleotide-excision repair; base-excision repair; mismatch repair
Cellular component (GO): site of double-strand break; DNA replication factor A complex; nucleus
Molecular function (GO): damaged DNA binding; single-stranded DNA binding
Source: RefSeq, a predicted model, not a curated record